ACAAAAACUACACUAUUAACAAUCUUACAAGAAAUUCGAGGUUUAAAUAAUCUUGAUAAGGUUGUUGGUGAUGAUGAUGUAAAUAAAGAUGCUAUUAGUGAAAAUAAUAUAAAUAAAGAGCUUGCAGACAAAGAAGUG
This is a messenger RNA of Dentiscutata erythropus, 138 nucleotides long. The record is from the annotation of a GenBank genome assembly. Lineage: Eukaryota; Fungi; Glomeromycota; Glomeromycetes; Diversisporales; Gigasporaceae.